GGGAAGCAAUAUCUAUUUUUAUCUUAUUGAAAUAGUUCUCAAAAUUAUUUGAUGUGGGUGUUCAUGAGAUAGUUUUAUACCACAUACCUUGCAUACCAGAAUCAGUGUUUUUUAUGAUGUAAAUUUCAAUAAAUGAUAUCUUGUUAUUCAGGUGCUGGUUACCCUGAGAUAUCUCACAAAAAUAGAUUUUCUGUCUGAAGUUGCUGACAUUCAUGGCAUUUCAAGAAGUUCAGCAAGCCGCAUCAUCCCAAGGGUGUGCAGAUCUAUUAUUAAAAACUUUCCAAUAAGGUAUCCAACAGACCCACAGGCAAUAACAAAUAUGAAGACUAAGUUCUACAGAAUCGCUAAUUUUCCGAAUGUGAUAGGGUGCAUUGAUGGAGUUCUGAUUGGCAUACAGACACCAUACCAAGAUGAGGCGUCCUACGUCUGCAGAAAGGGUUUCCAUGCCUUAAAUGUCCAAGCUAUAGCGGAUGCAGAGAUGAAAUUCAUAAAUGUUGUUAUCAGGUGGCCAGGAUCGACCCACGACUCGUUCAUUUUAACAAACUCUAACAUCUCAAAUGAGUUAGAACAAAGAAACAAUGGCUGGCUGCUUGGUGACAGUGGUUAUGCAUUAAAGAACUGGCUGAUGACACCCUUUAUGCACCCAGUCAAUGUCCAACAACAGAGGUACAACUCGGCACAUGCCAGAACAAGAAAUAUUGUUGAACGGUCGUUUGGUGUGCUUAAAUCCAGAUUUCGAUGUUUGGACAGAUCAGGUUGCCAUCUAUCAUACCAGCCAAAGAAAACUGUACAUAUUAUUGGGGCUUGCUUCAGCUUACAUAAUUUUGCCACUGAAAAGAAAAUGCCAGUUCCAAAUCAUGAUGAUGAUGAUAACCAUGAUGAUGAGAACAAUGUUGCAAUGCAGCAACCUGCAGGAAGAGCCCAGGAAAUCAGGAACCACAUUGCCAGCAGAUUUUGAAUAAUGUUUCUAUAUACAUGUAAUCUAGCAGAGACAUACUGUUUUUAGCUCGACUGUACAAGGAGAGCUAUCCUACUCGACCCGGCGUUGGCGUCUUUCCACGUCCCCGCCUUGGUUAAAGUUGUUUUUACACUUUCGCUUUUUAGCUUACCUGAGCACAAAGUGCUCAAUGUGAGCUUUUGUGAUCGCCUUGUGUCCGUCGUCCGUCCGUCGUCAACAGUUUGACUGUAAACACUCUAGAGGUCAUAAUUAUGGCCUAAUCUUAAUGAAACUUUGUCAGAAUGUUACCCUCUUAAUAAUCAUGGACGAGUUUGAUAUCGGGUCAUCUAUCUCUGUUACUAUCAAAGCUAUUGACUUAAAACAAUCCCCAUAACACUGUUUGCAUUUUGACAGAGCAGUGCUCCUUUUAAAUAUUUAUGUUAAAGUUUUUUGAUAUAUAGUCAAUAUCUUGAAUACUAUCAAAGGCAUUGAUUUGAAACUUAAAAUAAUUCUUAACUAUUAACAUCUUCACCAGGAAAGCAUUCCUAUAACUGUUUUGAAUUUUUAUGUUUGUCAACAACAUCAGCAUUUUGUGGAAACAGUGCCAAUUACCUUGAAUUGUUGGUUAUUUGUGAAAAAAUUAUGCUCCUUACUUACUUUGUCAAAUUUUUUAGGCAAGCUUUGUUUUUGGGACAAAUGUUCGAUAUUGCCAAAGAUGAUUACUUUAGUUAAAUAAUCUCUUUAUCUUUAACCAGGAUUAUUAGAGUCUUUCUACAUCUUAGUGUAUCUCGUUCUUAAAAUAAAUGCCCUAUUAUUGAAACACAAAAUUUAAUCCAUUUUACUGUCAAAUUGCCAACUAGUGUAGUGUGUUGUAUUAUAAUACUCUUAUUAUGCCCCCCUUCAAAGAAGGAGGGGUAUAUUGUUUUGCAGAUGUCAGUCGGUAGGUCGGUCGGUCGGUCUGUCGGUCGGUCGAAAUGUAGACCAAUACGUUUCCGGAUGAUAACUCAAGAACACUUGAGCCUAGGAUCAUGAAAGUUGAUAGGGAGGUUGGUCAUCACUAGCAGAUGACCCCUAUUGAUUUUGAGGUCUGUAUGUCAAAGGUCAAGGUCACAGUGACCCUGAAUAGUAAAACGGUUUCCGGAUGAUAACUCAAGAACACUUGGGCCUAGGAUCAUGAAAGUUGUUAAGGAGGUUGGUAAUGACCAGCAGAUGACCCCUAUAGAUUUUGAGGUCAGUAUGUUAAAGGUCAAGGUCACAGUGACCCUGAACAGUAAAACGGUUUCCGGAUGAUAACUCAAGAACGCUUAGGCCUAGGGUCACGAAAGUUGAUAGGGAGGUUGGUCAUGACCAGCAGAUGACCCCUAUUGUUUUUGAGGUCAGUGUGUCAAAGGUCAAGGUCACAGUGACCAGGAACAGUAAAAUGGUUUCCAGGCAAUAACUCUAGAACGCUUUGGCCUAGUGUCAGGAAAAUUGAUAGUUAGGUUGGCCAUGACCAGCAGAUGACCCCUAUUGAUUUAGAGGUCAUUAGGUCAAAGGUCAAGGUCACAUUGGCCAGGAACAGUUAAAUGGUUUCUGAUCUUCUUGUCCAAAACCAUAGGGCCUAGGGCUUUGAUAUUUGGUAUGUAGCAAAAUCUAGUGGUCCUCUACCAAGAUUAUUCAGAUUAUUUCCCUGGGGUCAAAUAUGGCCCCACCUCGGGGGUCACAUGGUUUAUAUAAACUUGUAUAGGAAAAAAUUUAAAAAACCUCACGUCCAAAACCACAGGGCCUAGGGCUUUGAUAUUUUGUAUAUGACAUAAUCUAGUGGUCCUCUACUAAGAUUGUUCAAAUUAUUCCCCUAGGGUCAAAUAUGGCUCUGCCCUGGGGGUCACAUGGUUUACAUAGACUUAUAUAGGGAAAAACUUUGAAAAUCUUCUUGUCCAAACCACAAAGACUAUGGCUUUGAUAUUUUGUAAUGUAGCAUCAUUUAGUGGUUCUCUACCAAGUUUGUUCAAAUUAUCCCUCUAGGGUCAAAUAUGGCCCCGCCCCAGGGGUCAUAUGGUUCAUAUAGACUUAUAUAGGGAAAAACUUAGAACCUUCAUGUCCAUAACUUACAUCAUUCAAAUUUGGACCACAUGUAAAGUUUCGAGUGGCAAGAUGAACCUUGACAUGAGUUGACCUUGAUCUUGACCUAGUGACCUACUUUCACAUUUCUGUAGCUACAGCCUUCAGAUUUGGACCACAUGCAUAGGUUUGUGUACCGAAAAAAACUUUGACAUUGUUAUUGACCUAGUGACCUACUUUCACAUUUUUGAAGGUACAGGCUUCAAAUUUGGACCACAUGCAUAGUUUUUUGGUCCAAAAUAAAAUUUGACCUUGAUUUUGACCUAGUGACCUACUUUCACAUUUCUUAAGCUACAGCUUUCAAAUUUGGACCACAUGCAUAGGUUUGUGUACCGAAAGAGACUUUGACCUUGUUAUUGACCUAGUGACCUACUUUCACAUUUUUGAAGGUACAGGCUUCAAAUUUGGGCCAUUUGCAUAGUUUUGUGUUCCGAAAUAAAAUUUGACCUUGAUUUUGACCUAGUGACCUACUUUCACAUUUCUCAAGCUACAGCCUUCAAAUUUGAACCACAUGCAUAGUUUUGUGUACCGAAAUGAACUUUGAUCUUGAGAUUGACAUAUUGACCUAUUUCACAUUUCUCAAGCUACAGGCUUCAAAUUUGGACCGCAUGCAUUUUUUUGUGUUCUGAAUUGAAAUUUGACAUUGAUUUUUACCUAUUACCUUCUUUCACAUUUCUCAAGAUACAGCCUUCAAAUUUGAAGCACAUGCAUAGUUCUGUCUACUGAAAUGAACUUUGACCUUGAAAUUGAUCUAGUGACCUGCUUUCACAUUUCUCAAGCCACAGCUUUCAAAUUUGGACCACAUACACAUUGUUUUGUACCGAAAUGAAAUUUGACAUUGAUUUUGCCCUUGAGCUGGUCUUGAAAUUUGAAACAUUCAGAAAUGGCUCAGUGGAUGGCGCCAAGAUCACUCUGUAAUCUCUUGUUAGGUUAAUAGGUUAAAGGUCAAAUUCAGAUUAAACCAGAAUGGUAGAACUUUUGUUUACAGUGAGCAUAUAAUUUCUGUUCCUUGUGCAAUUACUGAAUGCAUCAAGGGGGGCAUUUCGUGUUCGACGAGCUCUUGUUUCAUUUACAAUCACUGUAAAUGUACAUAGCGAAAACUGAAGUCAUCUCACUCUACUUAUUUUUUAUUUCAUUACUUUAUAACAUUGAUAUAUCAGAUUUGCAAAAAAAAAACAACAACUGACUGACUAACAAAUCUCUCCUAUAUAUCACACCAAAUGUCCUUUACACAGGCAUAAAUUUAAAGUUGUAAAAUAUUGUCUAAUUGUGAACUUUGCAAAACAAAUGCUAUUUGUUUGAUAGACUCUAGUUGUUCUCUUUGGAGCCUUAACUUUUCAAACAACAGAUCUCUGGGAUCUUGGUGGCCAUCUUUGAAUGUUUUCUGUCUAAUGUACAUGAAUACAUGACUGAUAUGAAUAGGUGUUUCCUUUGUUGUUUUGUUAUGGUCCAAAAUGCCAAAGGAUCAGUAAGGCUCAUCAGCAUAUCUAGGCCAAGAAACCUAUGAAGUUGAAAUAGUUUCCAGUUACUGAGCGGAAAUUAUUUUAGUUAUCAUUUUCCUGUGGCCUUGACGUUUGACACAGUGACUCCAUUCUCACUUAGAAAAAAGUUGGAUUUAAGGUCUAGUGUCUGACUAGUAUUGCAUCUCUUCUAAGUAAAUAUACAUUAAUGCUACUUGCAGAUAUUAAAUCAAAAACGUUACUGUGCCUUUAAGAUAAAAUAUAAGAAAUUACCCCAUCUGAUUAGAAUAUACCUUCAUCAACGUCAGUACUGGGUGAUUUUAUGGCACUUUUGCGUUUCCUGCUGUUUUCGAUAGUGCUGCUUUUACUGUUCUCUCCUGCAUUACCUUUGAAACAAAUGGAUUCACUUUCUUGAAAAUAACAAUUGUAACAUCAAAUAGUUCUAGUAACUUAUAUCUAAUUAUAUCUACUGUAAACUAUAAAGUAUGAAAAACUAGGUGACUCAAACCCCCCCCCC
Molecule: messenger RNA, 5014 nt
Organism: Mercenaria mercenaria
Lineage: Eukaryota; Metazoa; Mollusca; Bivalvia; Venerida; Veneridae
Product: putative nuclease HARBI1
Exons: 4
Coding region: 320-958 (212 amino acids)
Source: RefSeq, a predicted model, not a curated record